Cladophialophora bantiana CBS 173.52 is the source of this 1437-nucleotide messenger RNA. RefSeq lists its product as uncharacterized. NCBI's taxonomy places the organism in Eukaryota, Fungi, Ascomycota, Eurotiomycetes, Chaetothyriales, Herpotrichiellaceae. Bases 1 to 1437 code for a protein of 478 amino acids. The record is from RefSeq and is a predicted model, not a curated record. Gene Ontology annotation, molecular function: DNA binding. The transcript is spliced from 4 exons.
AUGGCUGCAAUCCACUCUCUCCUUAACCCGAUCAGAGAGAGUGAGGACUAUGACAGCAACAACGACAGCAGGGAUGAGGUCUCCGCCCCCGACAGUCCAGCCUCGCCGAUGUCUGACAUAGUUCAAAACGGGCCAGACAAACGCAUUCGAAAGAAGCAAAAAAUGUGCAAAGAUGCCGCAGUCUUCAAGCCUGGGGUCAUUCAAGGGGAAUGUCGCUACCCACCGGACGAGUAUCAAGAUGAGUUGCUGGAGGCUAAACAUCAGAUGUACGAAGUGUACCCGGUUGGCGAUAUAGCGACCUACCCGAGACAUAUCCCGUACAACAGCGGGAAGAAGCUGUUUUGGGAGAAAACAGGGCGAGAGAGCUUCGAAGUCUUCCAAUAUCAAUUCAAGAUACCAGGAGACCCAAGUAUCUACACAAUGCUGUGGGACUACAACAUCGGCCUGGUCCGUACCACGCCUUUGUUCAAAUGUGGAAACUAUUCAAAGACAACGCCUGCAAAGAUGCUAGCCAGAAACCCUGGAUUGAAAGAACUCUGCCACAGUAUCACUGGAGGAGCUCUGGUUGCACAAGGAUACUGGAUUCCCUACGAUGCGGCUAAAGCAAUGGCUGCCACAUUUUGCUGGCACAUUCGCUAUGCCCUGACGCCAGUGUUUGGAAAGGACUUCCCAGACAUGUGCCUGCCUCCCGACUCUGAGGAUUUUGGCUCCAUGCAGAUUGAUCCAGAGAUCACCAAACGCUGUGCUUUGCAAGCUCGGCACUAUCGCGAACUCGAGAGCAGCUUGGUUGCAUCAGGCCCGUCGUCUGGCAUAUCCAGUCCUCGGACGCCACAAACGCCCCAAGUUCGCCCUCAACUCAGAAAGAUCUUGCCCAAGCCAUACAAUGAGACGGACACGCUGAGCGAAUACUCAACAGACACAAGCCGUGAGGACGAAUAUGAAUUGUCUUCCUCGCCCCAGGUUGCCUUUACCAACCCUUGGUCCGCAGUCAACACUCCUCGCUCUCCUUCUCCCAGAAUCUCUUUUGACAACCCAUGGUCGCCGUCCAGCACAACUAGGUCGUCUUCCCCUUGUCGAACGUCUCGUAGAGCUCGGAUGGCGGCCAACAUCCCGAGAUCCCAUACCCCUCUUGAUCUUUUGCCACCGCCUCGGAAGCCAUUGUUCACUACCACUGCGCCCUUGGAUAUCCAACCUGACCAGUCGAUUCCAGGCAUGUCUCCUAGUUCAGUUGCGCGUGCCACGGAGGUUGACGAAGACUAUGAUGGUGGGUCAGACGAUUCUGAGGAUUGGGAGAUGAAGAACGGUGCUACAGCGAGGAAGCAGUCGUCGAGGGGAUUUACCGACGCCAAGGCUGCGUACGUGUUGAUGAAGUUGAAGACGCAGGGGGGCAUGCUCAAGACGGACUCGAAGUCCUUGAAGCGUCGGGCUUCAGCGUAG